Caenorhabditis elegans is the source of this 1143-nucleotide messenger RNA. RefSeq lists its product as uncharacterized. Bases 1 to 1143 code for a protein of 380 amino acids. The transcript is spliced from 11 exons. The record is from RefSeq and is marked reviewed. Lineage: Eukaryota; Metazoa; Nematoda; Chromadorea; Rhabditida; Rhabditidae.
AUGGAUCCGGAUAUCAGCUUAUCGGAUAUCUUGCGUGAUAACUGGACUCUGCACGAAGACCCGAUAAACGCCACCAUUGCCGAGGAAAUUCAUCCAGCGAUUGGUGUAGAGCGUGGAAAUGGAGAUUUGGAGCCUGAAAAAGCGAUUGAAGAUUUGAAUAAUUUAGAGCCCAUCGAACGGCCAGAGGAACCGUCUUCCAGCUCGUCAGAGCCACUCAGAGGCGAACCGAAAGUUUUUAUCAGUCCCCCGUACUUUGAUGAAUCGAAAAAUCCAUCUACUUUGCAACAAUACAAUCAUUUUCAGAAUUAUGCUCAAGGAUAUCUUGUCUCGUCCACCUAUCAUCAGCCGUUCGUCUCGAUGAUUCGUCAGAAGAAGGCACACACCAGUGAGAUUCAGAAAGCUCUCCAGCGCCCGCUCGUGGCGACACCACGAAAACCGUUUAAAUAUGUGCCGGAAUUCAAUUUCGGCUACCCCCAGCACCCAAAUUUUCAGCAACUCGAUUUGAACAACAAUGUCACGAGCACUGGAGAUGAAGAACGUCGUGGAAAACAUGGACAUGUGCUAAUGAAUAAGCCGGAGGGUGGAAGCUACGAUAGACCAAUUCAGCUUGAUGAGAAAGUAACAUCUUCGACGAGUGCUGCUUUUUCUACAUCUACCUACGGAUCGAAUGGUUGUUUCAAUUUUCAAACUGAAUUCGAAGAAAAUGCUGAUGAUGGGCAUGAUGCUGAGCACUGCUUCAUCAAGAACGACGAACGACAGAGCCAUCAAGACGAGAUAGUACCGAACGCCGGAGACGCAGACAUUUUGGAUGAUGGCAAAGAGACGGAGAAGAAGAAGACGAAGCUGAUGGAAAACGGAGAGACCGAAGAAGUUGCGGAGCUGGAUGAGAAAAAUGAAGAUGAUGACGAGAUUGCCGUUAUAGACGAGAUGGAAUUCGACGCCGCUCCUGCCCCUGUGGUUGAUGAUAAAGACGGCACGGAUGCAUCGUCAUCGGCUGGUACAAAACGUCCGAAGACUCAAUUAGAGGAGCUUCUUCAGCAACCGCUCAAAAAAAUUGUCUAUCAAGGUUUAUUUUUUCACCGCCGCGAAAAUUGCAGAAUUUUGAGAUUAAUUUGUAGAAAAAAAACAAAAAAAAAACGUUGA